AUGCAGAUGAUGGGCAAUAUGAUCUUAUUUUAUAACACAGAGAUUCGGGGCUCGGACCCCCUCCCCGAGCUCAGGGUAACUUUUAAAGUGGAGGGGACCCCAGUGAACUUUGAAGUAGAUACAGGAGCAGUAUAUUCAGCCCUCAAGGCCCCACUGGGCCCUCUAUCUAAUAAAAGAUCCUUAGUUCAAGGGGCUAAUGGCAGUAAAUAUCGGGCUUGGACAACAAAGAAGACAAUGGACCUAGGAAGGGGAAAAGUCCAGCCCUCUUUUCUAGUAAUCCCAGAAUGCCCGGCCCCAUUAAUGGGCAGGGACCGACUCACCAAGCUCCAGGCUAAAAUAACCUUUAACCCUGAUGGUCCUCAAGUGGAGUUCCUACACCCUUCAGUAAAGACCCCCAUAGUCACGGCUCUGACUAUGUCAGUAGAAGAUGAACAUCAACUCUUCACGGCCCCUGGGACCGAUCAAACAGCUAGACUACCCCAGAGGUGGAUAAAAGAUUAUCCUGAUGCCUGGGCAGAAACUGCUGGGUUAGGUCUGGCCAUAAAACAACCUCCAAUAGUAGUAGAAUUAAAAGCCUCUGCCUCUCCAAUCAGUGUCAAACAAUAUUCUCUAAGCAAAGAAGCUAGGGAUGGGAUAAGACCCCAUAUUCAGAAAUACCUGGCUCUAGGGGUCCUAAGGCCCUGUCAAUCGGCCUGGAAUACCCCCCUGUUACCAGUAAGAAAGCCAGGAACUGGGGAUUACCGUCCUGUUCAAGACCUGAGAGAGAUCAACAACAGAGUGCAGGUCAUUCACCCCACGGUGGUGCCUAACCCAUAUAAUUUGCUUAGCACUCUGAAUCCAGAGCGGAUAUGGUACACUGUGCUGGACUUAAAAGAUGCUUUCUUCUGCUUGCCCCUGCAUAAGGACAGUCAGUUGUUGUUUGCUUUCGAAUGGAUAGACCUAGAAAUAGGAACAUCUAGCCAACUAACCUGGACUCGACUCCCACAGGGGUUCAAAAACUCCCCCACUCUCUUUGAUGAAGCUCUCCACAGGGACCUCAACGACUUCAGAACUGCACACCCAGAACUCACCUUACUCCAAUAUGUGGAUGAUCUGCUGCUGGCAGCCGACACCAAGGAGAACUGUGAGUCUGGGACCCAAGCACUGUUAUCCGAGCUUGCUCAGUUCGGAUAUAGGGCUUCUGCCAAAAAGUCCCAAAUUUGUCAACAAGAAGUAAUCUUCCUGGGUUAUUCUCUUAGGGGCGGCAAAUGAUGGCUUACUGAGCCCAGAAAAUGAACUGUUGUGCAGAUACCGCCCCCAUCUAAUAAGAGACAGCUCAGAGAGUUUCUUGGGACUGCCGGCUUUUGUAGGUUAUGGAUUCCUGGGUUUGCGUCUUUGGCUGCCCCUUUAUACCCAUUGAUAAAGGGGGAUGUCCAAUUCCAAUGGACCCCUGAACACCAACAGGCUUUUGAUAAUAUCAAAAAGGCAUUGCUAUCUGCCCCGGCCUUGGCACUCCCAGAUGUAGAAAAACCCUUCACUCUCUACAUGGAAGAAAAGAAAGGAAUAGCGCGGGGAGUGCUCACUCAGACUUUGGGACCUUGGAAAAGGCCGGUAGCAUACUUAUCAAAGAAACUGGACCCAGUGGCUAGUGGGUGGCCCCAUUGCCUAAGGGCCAUAGCAGCGGCAGCCCUUCUGAUAAAGGAUGCUGAUGAAUUAACGUUGGGACAGAAGCUGACUAUUAUAGCCCCCCAUGCCCUGGAGAGCAUCAUCUGUCAGCCUCCAGACAGGUGGCUAUCGAACUCCAGAAUAACCCAUUACCAGAGCCUCUUACUUGACAAGGACAGAAUAACGCUGGGACCCCCUGUUCCACUCAACCCAGCUACACUACUGCCAGAAGAAUCAUCAGGACUUGUAGCUCAUGAUUGUCAACACAUACUGGCAGAGGAGACCAGUGUACAACGAGACUUAAAGGAUCAGCCACUGCCCCACCCUGAGGUCAUAUGGUUUACGGAUGGGAGCAGCUUCCUCCAAGAUGGUAAGCGGCGGGCUGGAGCAGCAGUAGUUAGCAAAACUAAUGUUAUCUGGUCCUCUGGCCUUCCAGAAGGAACAUCAGCUCAAAAAGCAGAGCUAAUUGCCCAUACAAAAGCACUGGAGCUAGCAUCAGGCAAAAGAGCCACCAUAUACACUGAUAGCCGCUAUGCAUUCGCCACUGCUCAUGUGCACGGGGCUAUUUACCAGCAAAGGGGGCUACUAACCUCCGCCGGGAAGGAAAUAAAGAACAAAGAUGAGAUCCUCCACCUUCUCUCGGCAGUAAAAGGCCCUAAAGAACUGGCUAUAGUGCACUGUCAGGGGCACCAGAAGGGAAAUGACCCCGUGGCAGUUGGAAACAGGCGGGCAGAUGAGGAAGCUAAGUUGGCAGCCCUAAACGGAGUGACCCUGUUAACUGUUUCUACACCAGGGGAACAACAACUGGGAAACUUGGCUGCACAGGAACAUUCAGGCAACUUAUGGCCUGGGGACACAGACACCGGACUCAGGGAUCCCACAGAGCCAAGUUUACAAUUCCAAAAAGCUCAACUCUACAUCAAAGAUGUACACCAGCUCACCCAUUUAGGCUCGAAGAAGUUACAGGCACUCUUGAAGGACAAAAGAAAGGACUUAUCGUUGACUGACUCGCAGAGGAAAUAAAUAGCUGAGCAGGUGACUAGAGCUUGUCAAGUCUGUCAAUUAGUUAAUGCAUACCCAUCCAAGCUUCCAGUAGGAAAGCGUUUGCGAGGGACCAGACCCGGACAGUUCUGGGAAGUGGACUUUACUGAAAUCAAGCCAGCAAGGUAUGGACUUAACUAUCUCCUAGUCUUUGUAGAUACGUUUUCAGGAUGGGUAGAAGCCUUCCCCACGAAGAAAGAAACAGCUCAGAUGGUGGUCAAAAAGAUUCUGAAAGACAUCUUUCCAAGAUUUGGACUGCCUAAGGUAAUAGGGUCCGAUAACGGACCGGCGUUUGUGGCCCAGGUAAGUCAGGGAUUGGCCAGGACCCUGGGGAUUAAUUGGAAGUUACAUUGUGCCUAUAGACCCCAGAGUUCAGGACAGGUAGAAAGGAUGAAUAGAACCAUCAAAGAGACCUUAACAAAAUUAAGCUUGGAGAUCAGCAUAAAAGAUUGGACUAUGCUCCUACCUUAUGCACUGUUUCGUGCAAGAAAUACCCCCUCUGUCUCUUUGUGCAACCUCACCCCCUAUGAAAUUCUCUAUGGGGCCCCUCCUCCAAUCAGGGAUCUGACCCCAACCCUGACACUUAACAAGAUUCCGAUUUUUCACACCCCCUUGCUUAACAGACUUAAAGCCCUUGAACACACCCAGCGAUACCUGUGGAAACAGUUGGCCACUGCUUAUCAGCCCGGAGAAAAGGGAACCCCACACCGAUAUCAAGUGGGAGACUUCGUCUACGUGAGACGACAUCAGGUGUCAUCCUUGGAACCCCGCUGGAAAGGACCAUACCAGGUGCUGCUUAUAACACCUACAGCAGUGAAAGUAGAUGGAAUUGCUCCCUGGAUCCAUGCCUCCCAUCUCAAGCCUGUGCCCUGUCCAGACUCCGGCUGGAAACUGGAACAGACUGACCACCUAUCACUCGAAUGUCUGACCAUUUCAUCAAUUUGA
Messenger RNA from Ictidomys tridecemlineatus (thirteen-lined ground squirrel), 3630 nucleotides. The record is from RefSeq and is a predicted model, not a curated record. NCBI's taxonomy places the organism in Eukaryota, Metazoa, Chordata, Mammalia, Rodentia, Sciuridae.